This is a messenger RNA of Uranotaenia lowii, 735 nucleotides long. RefSeq names its product 39S ribosomal protein L35, mitochondrial (gene mRpL35). The transcript is spliced from 2 exons. Gene Ontology annotation, biological process: translation. Gene Ontology annotation, molecular function: structural constituent of ribosome. Gene Ontology annotation, cellular component: ribosome; mitochondrion. Bases 103 to 669 code for a protein of 188 amino acids. The record is from RefSeq and is a predicted model, not a curated record. Lineage: Eukaryota; Metazoa; Arthropoda; Insecta; Diptera; Culicidae.
UACGAUUGUUUUCGUUGUGUGUGGGGUUGUUAUGUGAUCAGUGUCACACCGUUGCGCUUUUCUCAUCGGAAUAUUCAUGUUAAUUUGGGUAAAUCAUUAAAAAUGCUACGGCCACUCGUUUCCGCAGCGUUACGGAAUGUAAAUCAUUCCCGGGCACUCGUUCGCCCGAUGUUGGUCAAGCCGGCAACUAACAUGAGCAACCUUAAUCGGGACUUCUCCACGAUGCUUCGCAUUAGCAACAGCAGCAUUCAGCGUGUCCCGUUCACUGUUUGCGCCCAGGCAGCCAAUGCCGUUGCCAGCCCUACCGGAAGCAUAUUAACAGCACUUUCAGCGGUUCAACAACAACCGUCCCGAACAGUUAUAAAAUUUUCUCUCGGAAAGGGAAAACGAAAGACGGUGAAAGCGGUCGUAAAACGCUUCAAAAGGUUGCACUGGGGUGGCUGGAUUCGCACCAUGUCCGGUCGACAUAAGCACAUGUGGCGCAAAUCGGCUGCCCGGAAGCACCGGCUGAAGCAGCAUGUGCUGGUCAAUUCCCAGCAGGCUACGUUGUUGGAUAAGAUGGUUACGAAAUAUUGGAAGCGGCCAAGGUUUUACAUUAACGACCCUUACGCUCCCUAUCACACCAGAGAGGAGCUACGUGAAACCCGAAGGAAACCUUUGAAGUACUAGAAUUUAGUUGCGUUUAUUUGAAGGACAUUCGUAGAUGAAAUAAAACAUUAAUUAGCCUUCAAAACA